Messenger RNA from Ochlerotatus camptorhynchus, 2115 nucleotides. RefSeq names its product probable pre-mRNA-splicing factor ATP-dependent RNA helicase mog-4. Gene Ontology annotation, cellular component: intracellular anatomical structure; catalytic step 2 spliceosome. Gene Ontology annotation, molecular function: ATP binding; RNA binding; helicase activity. The record is from RefSeq and is a predicted model, not a curated record. NCBI's taxonomy places the organism in Eukaryota, Metazoa, Arthropoda, Insecta, Diptera, Culicidae. Bases 1 to 2115 code for a protein of 704 amino acids. The transcript has 4 exons.
AUGGUAAAAUCCAGGUUCGCAAGUGGUGCUGGUGCUGAAGAGUAUGAACUGCUGUUGGAUGAUCAGAUUGAUUUCGUCCAGGCACUCCGACGAAUGGAUGGAACUAAAGAAAAGGACCGGAAAGCACCGGUAUCUGAGGCGGAAAGGAAGAAGAUGGACAUUGAGGAAACGAAGAAAUCACUUCCAGUUUUUCCAUUCAAGGAGGAUCUCAUAGCCGCUAUAAAAGAACACCAGAUUCUUAUUAUCGAAGGAGAAACGGGUUCGGGAAAAACGACACAGAUUCCACAGUAUCUCUAUGAAGCUGGGUUUACAAACGACGGCAAGAAGAUUGGAUGUACUCAGCCUCGUCGCGUGGCAGCGAUGUCCGUGGCGGCACGUGUUGCACAGGAAAUGGGCGUCAAGUUGGGCAACGAAGUUGGUUAUAGUAUUCGUUUCGAGGAUUGCACAUCCGAGCGGACUGUCAUUAAAUACAUGACAGAUGGUACGUUGCACAGGGAGUUUCUUUCGGAACCGGACCUAGCUUCGUAUAGUGUGAUGAUUAUCGAUGAAGCUCACGAGCGUACGUUGCACACGGACAUUCUGUUUGGAUUGGUGAAGGACAUUGCGCGGUUUCGGUUGGAUUUGAAACUACUGAUUUCCAGUGCCACGUUGGAUGCGGAAAAGUUUUCGGAUUUCUUCGAUGAUGCGAACAUAUUCCGUAUUCCUGGUCGUCGUUUUCCGGUUGAUGUAUUCUACACCAAAGCACCGGAAGCAGAUUAUAUCGAUGCAUGUGUGGUGUCGGUUCUACAGAUUCAUGCCACUCAGCCUCUUGGAGACAUUCUUGUAUUUUUAACUGGACAAGAGGAAAUCGAAGCCUGCCAGGAGAUGCUCCAGGAUCGCGUCAAGCGGUUGGGUUCCAAACUCAAGGAACUACUCAUCCUUCCCAUUUAUGCCAAUCUGCCUUCGGUCAUGCAGGCGAAAAUUUUCGAUCCAACUCCACCGAACGCCCGGAAAGUCGUACUGGCCACCAACAUCGCCGAGACAUCACUAACCAUCGAUAACAUAAUGUACGUGAUCGAUCCGGGCUUUGCAAAGCAAAAUAAUUUUAACUCCAGAACCGGGAUGGAGACCCUGAUGGUCGUGCCCAUUUCGAAAGCGUCUGCCAAUCAACGUGCAGGUCGAGCAGGGCGCGUUGCCCCUGGCAAGUGCUUUCGUCUGUACACAGCCUGGGCAUACAAACACGAGCUGGAAGACAACACCGUCCCGGAAAUUCAGCGCAUAAACCUGGGCAAUGCCGUGCUAAUGCUCAAAGCUCUUGGAAUCAACGAUUUGCUUCAUUUCGAUUUCCUCGAUCCUCCACCACAUGAAACGUUGGUUUUGGCAUUGGAGCAACUUUACGCCCUAGGGGCAUUGAAUCACCACGGUGAACUGACCAAACUUGGACGACGGAUGGCGGAAUUUCCGGUCGAUCCCAUGAUGGCAAAAAUGCUGCUUGCUAGUGAAAAGUACAAAUGUUCCGAGGAGGUGGUGGCCAUCGCUGCAAUGCUAUCGGUGAAUGGAGCCAUCUUCUACCGACCGAAAGAUAAAAUCAUCCACGCAGAUACGGCCCGGAAGAACUUCAACCACAUGCACGGGGACCACUUGAGUUUGCUGCAGGUCUACAAUCAAUGGGCCGAAUCGGACUACAGCACUCAGUGGUGUUACGAAAAUUUCAUUCAGUUCCGUUCGAUGAAACGAGCUCGCGAUGUCCGGGAGCAGCUGGUUGGGUUAAUGCAGCGAGUCGAAAUCGAAAUGGUUUCCAGUCUGCCGGAAACGACCAACAUCCGGAAGGCUAUUACAGCCGGGUACUUUUAUCACGUCGCUCGGCUUUCCAAGGGGGGUUACUACAAAACGGCCAAGCACAAUCAGACGGUGAUGAUCCAUCCGAAUUCGGCACUGUUCGAAGAACUGCCUCGUUGGGUGCUGUACCACGAGCUGGUGUUUACGACGGAGGAGUACAUGCGGUCGGUGAUUGAAAUCGAAAGCAAGUGGCUGCUGGAGGUGGCACCGCAUUACUACAAACCGAAGGAGCUCGAGGAUUCCACCAAUAAAAAGAUGCCGAAAACGAUCGGUCGGGCCACACUGACCGAGGCGUAG